Messenger RNA from Homarus americanus (American lobster), 3701 nucleotides. Its product is annotated as zinc finger protein rotund-like. Gene Ontology annotation, cellular component: nucleus. NCBI's taxonomy places the organism in Eukaryota, Metazoa, Arthropoda, Malacostraca, Decapoda, Nephropidae. The coding region runs from base 788 to 2581 and encodes 597 amino acids. The record is from RefSeq and is a predicted model, not a curated record. The transcript has 6 exons. Gene Ontology annotation, biological process: negative regulation of transcription by RNA polymerase II; central nervous system development. Gene Ontology annotation, molecular function: RNA polymerase II cis-regulatory region sequence-specific DNA binding; DNA-binding transcription repressor activity, RNA polymerase II-specific.
GCGCUCACUCACACGUUGGCUGUCGUGCGUGAUACUACCCACCCGCGGCCUGCCUCUGUCCGGCGCCACUCUCCCGCGGGCACUCCCACCCACUAGCCCGCCUCACCCCGCAGUUUCUAGCUUGUGCCUUGUUGCUCCGCCACCACGGCCAGCUGUGUCGCUCCUGGAGAAACUAUCCACCCGUCCACCACAUCCGUCUGGAAUAUCACUAACCAUUCCUGUGUUGAAAAUAAAAAGGAUUCCGCCCAAGUUUGUUAUUAAUGAGAACUCAUUAACUCUUAGAAAAUAAAUUUAUAUGUAUAUGGUUCAUUUUGUUAAGAAAUAUAUAUUUACGUAUAUAUAUAUACAGUAUAUAUGGACAUUUGUUUAAAUGGAAAGGAAAAUUAUUUUAAAUGUGCUAAACCUGCCUCUUAUAAAGACAAGUUGAAAGGGUGUUGUCUUUCGAGCUCCGCUCCUUGCCUACCGAAGUCAAGGUUUGAGAAGUGAGCUGUUGGUCAGUGCUCUGCCGUCACCAGUGUGUCCAGCCCCCGACACCACCUGCAACAAUUUCCUGGGCCCGCGCCUCUCACCUUCUGCCAGGCGCACCCAGCUGACUGUGCCAGAAACAAACAGGUGGUUGCGCAGAAGGCACCUGGGAUCAUCUGCGCGGAGGGGCAGUUGGACACUUAGGAUUUUGUGUGUGUAAACAAGAACCAAAGUGUAUAUUGAGAAUUUAGACAAGUGGUUAUAUCAAAGAUAAGAGGCGGAAACUAACCUCCGCAGGUGAUUACCACCUGAGGGAGGGGUGAUGAGUGCUAUGAAGAUGCACUACUCGACUGCCACGCCCCCGUCUUUUCCCGUGCCCCGUAACCUCUUCUUCUCCAACCUGGACGAGGUAAGACGCCCUUCCACACCUCACUACGGCCACUACACCCACGCGUCCCCUCGACCAGCCGAGGCGGCGCUGGUGUGGCCUCCAGGUGGGGAGGGGUCACACAACAAGGGGGCGGGGGUCGCGGGCGGCGUGGGCGGGUCCUCACCGCCCACGUCCCAGCAGGCGGCACCGCAGGGCCUAGUGCACUGGAUGAGCGUCAUGGCUGAACAUAUGAACAACCCCCACCACGAUGCCAUGCACUACAUGUGGAAUGGCGUCGAGAGCAAAAUGAACGUCACACCCGACCAACAUAACUCCUCGUCACCCAUGCAUAAAGGUCACCCCAACAGCCUGGACGACCGGCUGGACGGACGGGGCCUUGAAAUCCCGCACAACAUGGCUCCUGCGUCCCUCUACGCCCGCAGCAAUGGGUCGGCGUCGUCAGCGUCCCCGCCCACGGUGUCCACGCCCUCCAUGCUCAUCGUCCCUCAGCCUAUCAACGCCGCCAAGAUGCCGCCCACUCCGCCAGGCAUCGGACAGAACCCGCCCAACAAUGGCUCGGCCCGAAAGUACCAAUGCAAGAUGUGUCCACAGAGUGUGCAAAAGGAAGGAACUCAUUCUUCCACUAUGGUCAGGAAUCGAACCCAGGACCACAAAGUGAACACUCUAUACAUACACCAGUUGAAGAAUCCGCCACACACAAGUCACCAUUUUGGACGCGGGAUCUUCGGGAGUAAGGCUGACCUGCAGCUCCACACUCAAAUUCACAUGCGGGAGGCCAAGCCUUACAAGUGUUCUCAGUGUUCCAAAGCCUUCGCCAACUCUUCAUACCUGUCUCAGCACACACGAAUCCACUUGGGCAUCAAACCCUACCGCUGUGAAAUUUGUCAACGCAAAUUUACGCAGCUAUCCCAUCUGCAACAACACAUCCGCACUCACACGGGAGACAAGCCCUACAAAUGCCGCCACCCAGGGUGCAACAAGGCCUUCAGCCAGCUAUCCAACUUGCAGAGCCAUUCUCGGUGUCACCAGACGGAUAAGCCCUAUAAGUGUAAUUCGUGCUACAAGUGCUUUGUGGACGAAGCUUCACUCUUGGAGCACAUUCCCAAACACAAGGAGAGCAAGCACCUCAAGACUCAUAUUUGUCAAUACUGCGGCAAGAGCUACACCCAGGAGACGUACCUGCAGAAGCACAUGCAGAAGCAUGCUGAACGACCUGACAAGCGGCCUUCACUCUCAGGCCAUGGACUACGGCAGGAUAACCCUUACUGGCCCAAGCCAGACACCACUGCCCUGGACUCCAUGGACGGCCGCAUGUCAGAGACGUGUCUCCAGAACUCCCUCGACCCAACGCGCCAUUUGGUCUCUCGCGAGCACCUCGACCCACGUGCUGAGGAACUGCGCCACACUCCUGCCCACAUGCCUGCUUCCAACAUGUCCUACGACGCCAUUGCCACAAAGACGUCGUCGGCAUUUACGCCGAUCCAGACCAGUAUGUUGCCCAUCAGUGGGGGGACACAAUUGUCCAUGGCGGCGUCAUCUUCGCAGCGUUACUUCCCAUACGAGCCCAUCAGCUUCCCCAAGACGCACACACAAAUGCCCUCCAUGGACGUAAAGCCCAAUCAGUUCCCCAACCAGCUCAUCUCGCUCCAUCAGAUUCGUAACUACGCCCACCAACCCACUAUGAGCUCCGACUUGCUCCUUAAGGACAAGGGUGUUACUCAAUAGUGCGUCGAGUGGACCGCAGGCCACAUCCAGGCCCCGAUGUCGACUGGGAGUGGGCCGUGUACGGCGACCCGCGACUCAGGCGCUUCCCUACGGUGCUGGGGCCGCAGUGUGUGGACCGAGCCGGUAGGAGGGGCUGAAUACAGGGUAUUGAUGGCACGGGGCAGGGGCACGGGAGAGGGCGCCGCCUGGCAGCAGCAGUAGCAGCUGUGGCCACCACUCCCAGUGAGAGCCCAGUGACGAGUUGUGAUACGUGCCCGGUGAUAGCUGGACGAGGUCUGUAAGACAAGUCGGCUGACUCUAAGGAACGCUCGCUUAGCAGGGAAACGUUAGUGUAAAUGUGCAAUAACCACACUAAACGCAAGAGGACACUCGUGUCGCAGGAACUGCUUCUCACGUAUGUUUGUAAAGAUUGCUACUGUUAAGGACUGGCCGGUACGGUUGUGGAGGUGUGAGGGACUGGAGAGGAAAGGGGACGAGUGGAGUUGAGGCGAGGUGGUGGUAGUGGAGCUCUGGACGCCCACAUGUAGCACCAACAGCAUCAACAGCAACAAACAGCAGCCAAUGCUGUCCCGUACAAACCCACCAGAAUACAGUUCACGUUCCUCUUCACUGUUAAAGUGAGCAACUCUCCGAUAUCGUGAUAGCUAAACAAGCAAUACUGUUACUAGUUAUGGUGCCUUCCACCAUCCAUCGAAACCCAUAGGUUCCUCCAAACAGAAUUUUACUUUGACCGUAGCACAAAACAUCACUUCUUUUAUUUUCAACUGUAUACGGGAUUUUCUACGAAAAUAUUGUAUUUUUCAUCUUUCUGUUUCCUUAAUCAUGUCACUACUUUACUUGUUUCUACCAAGCGUCCUAACUUGCUCAGUGAUGGCUGUUAACUCAGCUAUUCUUUUACAAAUUCAUUAAUUUCCAAAGGAAACAUUUUCCUUGUGGAAAGAGUCACAUCAAUAACUUCACUGAACAUGCCAGGACGCCAGUAUCUUUCUUCAGUAUAUCCUACCUCUAAGAAUAGACGGUUCCAGAUGACAUUGUUUUCGAUACCUUACAAAGUUUGUGCCAGUUGGCCCCCUGUCCUCGGGUCUCUUGGCCCUGGCGUCUGGCAAGGUCUCCCCGAGUC